GGGACGCAUUCAGAGCUGACCAGAGCGCAAACCACUGCUACGCACUUUGUAACCGCUGCCCAGAGGCACAGAGUGGGCUGUCUGUGGCCGAUCAGAGCUAGAAGCCGUCUUUGAACCUAUGUGCCAAAACAAACGGACUUUCCUAUUUAUUGAUAGCUCCGUGAGCCGGCUGCAGAGCGAGUCUGAGAGCAGACACAGCGCGCCACCUGCUCCGAACUUACGGCUCCCGGGACGCGGGCCGCUGUGCGCUUUGGGUAUGGCGAAACUAGGGGAGCCGGCGGGCACACUGUGAGGGUCUUCUCCUCCCCCUGCCCGGACCCCGCGGGGGAGCGAAGGAUACAAGAGGGGCAAUUGGAUAGGCUCGGAAAGCCAGCACCGCAGCGUGGAAUGAGGCUGUCCGUGCUGCUGCUGCUCUUCAGCGGCUGCGCCCUGAUCCUCACCCCGGCCACCGACGGCUGCGGGCCGGGCAGAGGAUACGGCAGGGGACGGCGCCCCAGGAAGCUCAGCCCACUCGCCUACAAGCAGUUCAGCCCUAACGUGGCAGAGAAGACGCUGGGGGCUAGCGGUCGCUUUGAGGGCAAGAUCACGCGGAGUUCGGAGCGCUUCAAAGAGCUCAUCCCCAACUACAAUCCGGACAUCAUAUUCAAGGACGAGGAGAAGACAGGCGCGGACCGGCUUAUGACCCAGCGCUGCAAGGAUAAACUGAACUCACUGGCAAUCUCAGUGAUGAACCAGUGGACGGGGGUCAAGCUACGUGUGACGGAGGGCUGGGACGAAGACGGCCACCACUCUGAGGAGUCCCUGCACUACGAGGGUAGAGCUGUUGACAUCACCACAUCAGAUCGUGACCGAAGCAAAUACGGCAUGCUGGCGAGACUGGCAGUAGAGGCCGGCUUCGACUGGGUUUACUACGAGUCAAAAGGUCACGUCCACUGUUCCGUCAAAUCAGAGAACUCCGUGGCUGCCAAAACAGGGGGCUGCUUCCCUGGCAAAGCCUGGGUACGGCUGGAGAAUGGUACCCAGAAGCUUGUGAAGGACCUGCUUCCGGGAGAUCGGAUUUUAGCUGCUGCCGAGGGAUGGCAGCCAGUUUACAGCGAGUUCCUCACCUUCAUGGACCGGGACCCUUCAGCCAAGAAAGUGUUCUACACUAUAAAAACUCAGGAUGAGCCACCGAGGAGCCUCACCCUAACAGCAGCUCAUUUACUCUUUGUGGCCAGCAAUUGCUCUGACUCAAACCCUGUCCACUUCCAGACAAUGUUUGCCAGUGAGGUGCGGCCGGGGCUGUGUGCCCUGGUAUCAUCAGAUGGGCUGAAUCUGCAUCCUGCUCGAAUUGCAUCAGUGGCCACCCAGGAGGACAGCGGGGUCUAUGCACCACUCACACGCCAUGGGACACUGGUUGUGAACGAUGUGCUGGCCUCCUGUUAUGCAGCCUUAGACAAGCACAGCUGGGCACACUGGGCACUGGGGCCCCUGCGGCUUUUUUAUAGCCUAACUGGACUUCCUCGCGUGCAGCAGGAGGGGCUGCACUGGUACCCCCAGCUCCUUCACAAGCUCGGGGUGCUGCUUUUGAAUCCCGAGCACUAUCAUCCCUGGGGGAUGGCCGAGACUGAGAGAUGAAGCAUUUGGCAGCCUUACCCCUUAUCCUUUAAAGUCCCAUGGGAAUGACCUGCCAAUUUAUUUAUUUACACUAAAUCCAGCGAGGAUGCUUGCAGUUGCAGUCCCAGCCACACUGGGCUGUCCUCUCGGGAAGGCAGGGUCAACUCCAGCAGUAGGGGGCACAGGACUAGAGAUCCGUCAGCUGGACAUGUGGAGGGUCGUUUUGCUGAUUUAAAGACUCCUUAGGGUGUUUAGAGGUACCAAGAAAGAGACUUCUAUCUCCAUGUACAUUUGUGCCUAGAACGCAGGCCUCCAUUACUCUGAACCAUGCCAUCAUGGGGCAAGUGGCGUCAGCAUAUUUGUAUUGACACACUCACAGCACCUGCACACUUCCAUAUACAUUUCUGUUUUCACAAAAGUUUUGAAGAUGCACUUUCUCUGCAGGACUUCAUGUUUUGUCUGUUUGGCCUUCAAGAUAGUCCCUUCAACAGAAAUGUACCUCUAAGUACACAUAUAUAUAUAU
Messenger RNA from Polypterus senegalus (gray bichir), 2119 nucleotides. RefSeq names its product Indian hedgehog signaling molecule a (gene ihha). NCBI's taxonomy places the organism in Eukaryota, Metazoa, Chordata, Cladistia, Polypteriformes, Polypteridae. The transcript has 3 exons. Gene Ontology annotation, biological process: multicellular organism development; cell-cell signaling; smoothened signaling pathway. The record is from RefSeq and is a predicted model, not a curated record. Gene Ontology annotation, molecular function: calcium ion binding; patched binding. The coding region runs from base 388 to 1617 and encodes 409 amino acids.